This is a messenger RNA of Helicoverpa zea (corn earworm), 852 nucleotides long. Its product is annotated as trypsin epsilon-like. The record is from RefSeq and is a predicted model, not a curated record. The transcript has 2 exons. Gene Ontology annotation, biological process: proteolysis. NCBI's taxonomy places the organism in Eukaryota, Metazoa, Arthropoda, Insecta, Lepidoptera, Noctuidae. The coding region runs from base 1 to 852 and encodes 283 amino acids. Gene Ontology annotation, molecular function: serine-type endopeptidase activity.
AUGAAAGCAGCAUGUCUGAUUUUAACCUUACUCAUCUUUUUAGCCAUAAUGGCUGUGUGCGUUAUGGUGAAAUUCGCGACAGAUAUAACAGUGGAAGAGAGGAAGAGAGAGUAUACUCAAGGAGGCACGGUGUACCAGUAUACCAGGGCUAUGGGUGUGAUCUCCUUGAAUGAGAACUCUUCGAUGCAGAUAUCUGAGAGGUUUCCUUAUGUGGCUGCUGUGACGAGGAAUACAUCCAAGUUUUGGUCUUUUGCGUGCUUUGCUAGUAUUGUGCUGAUUAAGUGGGUUGUCACUUCGGCUCAUUGCAGGCGUCAAAGCGCAACCCACCGUGUCCUUCUCUUCCACGACUUCGCUCGCAACUACACUCACACUUACCCCAUCCUAUUCUGGAGACUCCACGAGAAGUUCAACAGCAGCAACCCAACCCCUCGCUACGACAUCGCCGUCGCCAAGCUCAAUGUGGACUACUAUCCCUUCACUAUGAAACCCUCAGUCUUCGACGAUAAGGAGGCCACUGAACUAGAAGCCAGCAUCUGGAAGACCGUCUCAACUAUGGAUAAAAAGCUGUACUUGACGAAUGACUUUGAUAAAUACGAAGUCAGGAUAGCUGAUGCUGCGAAGUGUUUCGAAGGGUACGGAGUGGAAUUGGAUCAGAGCAUGAUUUGCAUUGACGUGUCAGAUUAUGAUGACUGUUUCAUCCAUGAGUUUGGACCUCUGUAUUCGGGAGACAAGGUGGUUGGGAUCCUGGCGGUCAAGCCAAGGGAUUGUGAUAUGAAGUUGGCUAUUUUUACUAAUGUAUCUUACUAUACUAAUUGGAUAUUAAAGUCUACACACACCACUUAUUAUGGAUGA